Besnoitia besnoiti is the source of this 13836-nucleotide messenger RNA. RefSeq lists its product as uncharacterized. The record is from RefSeq and is a predicted model, not a curated record. NCBI's taxonomy places the organism in Eukaryota, Apicomplexa, Conoidasida, Eucoccidiorida, Sarcocystidae. The coding region runs from base 1 to 13836 and encodes 4611 amino acids. The transcript has 8 exons.
AUGCUUUUACCCGCGUGCCCCGCUUCAAAGCCAAGCAUUCCGCCAACGCCCGCAAGUCUUCAGGGUAGCGGAAGUCGCCACAUCAGGCUGUUGCUGGAUCUGAAUUUCGUGUGCUUUCUGCUGCAGGUCCUUGCGACGGGCGGGUGCAGCUCGGUGACGAGCCGCGCGGAUUUACUUCCGUGCACAUGCGGUGGCGGAGGGACGAUUUACUCCUCAUUCCAUAAGAAACUGUUCGUCCACAAUCGGCUCCAGACCGCCGUCGUCUCCGCGGCGUCGCCGUUCUCGCGUGCAUCUCCUCCACCAGGCUCGCUCGCUAGCGGGGCGGAUGAGCCUGCGAAGAAGCGGGAGACGGGCGCAGGCGAAGGCGCCGAGGACCGACGGGAGUCGGCCGCCGUCGGCGAAGGCGCGGGGGCUGCGGGAGACGCCACAGAGGGCCCCCCACCCGCAGGGGCUGGAGUGACUGGAGGCCAAGAGGCAGCGGCGACUCCAGAGGCGGCGGCUCGGCCGGCGGCGUCAGCUGCCAGAGGCGAAGGAGGCCACGCCUCGCGUUCGAGUGUCGCUGCGCCGCAGCCGAACGUCGUCCUCAGUUUGACCGAGGUCACUAGCUUUCAGCCCACGGUGCUUCCAGGGUGUCUCUUCGCGCCGUUUUUGAACGUGGAAAUCGACAGCGCGGUUGCUGUGCUGCCGGCCACGACGCGCUGCGAGUGGAGGGGGAGGCCUGGCAAGAACAGGAAAAACGGGCUACGGAGACGGGGAGACAGUGCGAGAGACCCGAGCGGCCAGACCGCAAGCUGGAGUGCUGGCGACCGUCGGCGGCGCAGCGGCGGGGGUUUGGGAGAUCGAGACGAGCUAGACACGCCUUCUGCCGGGGAGCGACAGCGCGAGUUGGAGCGGGCCGCAGAGGCGCUGGCCGCCGGAGCCGAGGAGGCUUCCGAGGCAGGGGGGGAAAACGUCGCGCCUGUCGACAUGCAGCGCCGGCGCGGCGCAACUGGCGGCAUGCCGCCAGCGCGAGACGAAGGUGACUCUGAAGGCACGGGUACGGGAUCCCAGCGGUCGACGGGAAACCACGAGCGGCCUGAGAUGCCAGCAGGCCCGAAGGCCCAGGGAAAUCAACGGACAUCGACGGACGACAAGCAAACAGGCGCACAACCAGGGACAGCUGAGAGACGCUCCGAGGAUGCCGAAACCCUAGGCACCUCAGUGACAAAAAAUGCGGCAACGGAGUUCGAUGACACUGCCACGCCUACAGAGACAUGCGGCGAUAAAGCUGCGGCGGGGGACGCGCAGCGCCCGAGGAGGGCUACUGAGGAAGAAGCGAGGGAACCAGCGAGCUCGGCGGCUCUCCCUGCGACAGCUCCAGCAGCUGAGCCCGUAGUGGACGAAGAGCGAGAAACCCGCAGAGAGAAGGUCGCGACUGAGGAAGUACUCGCGUACGCCAGCGAUACAAAAGUUGCAAUGUCGCAGUGUGGCGGAGAGAACAAUCGUCACGAAGGCCAAGAAGACUCAAAGAACGCGGGCACGCAAGAAGGCAGCAGCGAGGAGCGACGCCAAACGUCGCACCACCGCGCGGAGGGUGACGAUGAAGGAGAUACACUCGGCGAGAGAGCAGAGGUGCUCGGGGAUCCGGAGUUGCCCUCGGGGGAUCUUGUCGUCGUGGGGACGCUGCUUCUGCAUGGAGGCGCAAACGGCGCCUCUCUGCGGGUUCUCCAGCCUCUUCACCUGCAUGCCGCUUCAGGAUCGGUGCGGCUACGCCAACAGAGCAAGCUCGUCUUCGCGCGGCUUUCUGUGUCUUCGACUGCGGCCAACGCCGAUCCGCGAGGGCACCGCCGCGGAGGGCAGGCAACUUUCUCGUUUUGCCCCGGACACGAGGAUCCGCUGGACCAGGCCGACGAAAGCCACGCUUCGCCGUCCGCUGUAUCCUCCCCUCCAGCGCCUCUCUCCUCCGAGCCUUUUUCGUCUUUUCCGGCGUCGUGCAGGGCACCAAGCGUUGACCUUAAUUUCCCCAUCCUCUCUGCUUCGGGUUCCGUUCAGAUUGACACGAGUGCGUCGGUCUUGUUUUCGCCGUUUCUUUCUGUCAGGGGCGAUGACAUGUCGGGUGGGACCUCGCCCUUUCCCGCGUCGUCUGCGUUAGCGGCAGGUGCUGCGCUGGCGCUGACGCCUCCCUCAGGCGCCGUGUUCGCAGAAGGGGAGUUGAUCAUCCACGGCUCGGUGCGGGCGUCGCUGCCGUCUGCAGCAUUCGCGGCGUCACGCGGGGCCGGGGCGUCACGGUCGGUCGCGCCCCCCGUUCUGGUGCCUCUGUUUCCACCGCCGCCUGUGCUAGCUUAUGGACAGGUGGGCGUGACGCUAGGCGACGACGUCCAGCGCCUGCAGAAUAUGAUUCUGUUUAGCGAAGGCGUGGUACGGAUUCAUAGCAGGCAGGAGAGCGCCAGCGAGGAGGAGGAGGAACAUCGGUGUGAUCUACGCGCACAGAGACAACCUGCGAAUCCCUGCGAUGCUAUGGAUUCCUUCCUCCACGCCUUCCUCUCACCGGCUGUCGCAGCGCUCAAGACUCUAGGCGAUGCGGAUCCUCAGGUCGCGAAACCGCGGAAGUCCGAGCGAGAGCGAAGCGAGUUGACGCCGCGCCCCCCAAGAGAUAUGCAAGGGCGGAAAGCUGACCAGACGCCACAGACUAUCGGCGAUAGGACUGAGGAGAGAGGCGCAGCAGGCGGAGGGACGGCCGCGUCGCCGCAUGCGCCGGACUGCCAGGCGGGUUCACCGGCGGCAAGCCCCUCAGGACGCCGAAAGAAGCAGGCGGCCUCGGCGCACCGCGUGCUGGCUAGCGAUAUGCCUCUGGCUGGUUCGGCACCUGAGGCGUGUGCGAGGUCUCCGCUCGCCGGCCCUUCUGCCUGCGGCCGGGAAGAAGGGGACUUGGAAGACUCGACACACGGAGGUGGAGGCGAAGACGACAGGGCACACGACGCUCGCAACGGAGACGCAGGGCGUGGAUCGCGAGGCGGCCUCGCACCGCGGGAGGCCCCCGGCGAGCCGGCGCGUUGGCUCCACAUGCAGAGACGUCUGGCAGAACUCGCCGCGCAUUUUCUCUCGGCUCUUUCGCUCGACUACGCAGUGCGCGUGCCGGUCGACAGACCGAAGGAUCCCGGCGAUGCAGAGAAAGCGGUGGGUGGCGCACCCACGGCCUACCCGUCUGAAAGCCGCAGCGCCUCUGCGUCCGAGCGGGAGGCCGAGACGAACGGGGACUGUGGGCCCCCCGCGGAGACGGACCGGCACUGCAACGCGAACCGAAAGGACAUGCUCGGGCACGUUGAAGACGAAAAUUGCCCUCCUGCCGGGGAGGCUUCCGACCUAGAGCAACACGCUGGUGACGAAGUCGAGAGACUCAGCGCGGGCAAUGAAGCGCCGCCAGGCAGCGAGAGGGCGAACAGACCCUGGGAGCAGGCGACUGACAGUGUAGAUGAAGCGAAGCCCGGAUCGACCAACACCGCUGACGGCGACACCAAGGAGGGGCGCCGCGAGGCGGAGGGCAAGUCGCGGGAGGAGGAGAGCGCUGACACACGAGAGGAGAAAGUCCAGCGCACCGGCGACGAGGGAGCGGAGCCGCGCAGCCCGGAGGGGUCUAGCGUAGAUGCUUCGAAAGCGCCAGAAAGGCCCCCCGCAGCCGACGACAGGCCGCGUGAGGCCAGCGCCGCACCAGGGGCCCAGCCGCAGUUGGACAUCCGACUGGACACCGAAGGCCAAGUCAGUCAAGUCGUAAGGCAUGGAGACGGGGGCAGCGACACACCUCAGAGCGAAGAGCGUGAGCAGCCACGCGACGCCCCGAAGCAUCUGGAAGGAAAACCCGAGGCGGCUGGGGAGGAAGCCUGCACAGGCGAGGAAACAUCACUUCCGUCCCGUGAAGCCACAGAUCCAGUGCAGAGGGAUGCCGGUACUGCAGGGGGAGGUAGUGCCCGACCAGGCCGCCUCACGGGGGCCGGCGAAGUUGGAGACAAUAUGCGGGGACCGUGCGAACGACGGGCUUCUUCUGGGGACGCGGGGCAGAUCGGGCGGAGCGCGAUGCCGGUGCGCGCGGACUCGGCUCGCCAGCAGGAACGAGAUGUGCGAAAAGAGAUCCGCAACCUUCUUUCGGCUACUCAGCCCACGUGCCGAAGUCACCAGGACGCGCCCGCGCGCAUUCGAGCCCUUUUAAGGAUGGGCAAUGACGAGGACAACGCCCGCUCGGUGCCGCGGGACGCGGUGGCAUUUUGGGAGCUCGUAGAAGCCAUGAACGACGCCGGCGCACCGCGGUUUGUCCCCCCGCCUCUGGUCGAGCUUCUGCUGGGCCGGGUCACCUUGCAAACAGAGACAGGCGGGGAAGCCUGCGGCGGCUCGCGCUCUUCAGCGGCUUCAGCACUUCAAGAUGAAUCCGCUUCUUCAGGUCUCUUGAAGACAGUGCGACUCGACGGCGCCGCACAGCAUUUGCAAGGCGCCCGAGACGCUCUGGCUCCGCCGCCGGAUCAGGGCAUCGGCAGUUAUCCGCUCGACACGAAUUGUCCGUUGUUACGGCCCUUCCUGCCUUCGCCCCCACGCGCGCCGCUGCCGCACUCGCCAUCUGUCUCGCUGGCAUCGGCUGCCGCACGGGGACGUGUGUUUGCUUUAUCAGGGCGUCUGGCGUGCGGCAGAGCCUCCCACCCUGUCCCGACGUGGACGCCGCACGGACUGUUGACAGCAGCGUGGCUCUGCCGCGCCGAGCAAUCCGGCCGGGACUUCGACACGCUGAACCAAGCGAAUGUAAAGUGUGAGGGAGCAGCAGAUAGAAGGCGCGACGACGGACGCGCGGAGCGAGGCGAGAGAGCUGGGCAGGCGGCUGCGACGGGGGGAGAUGUAGAACGCCCACCGCAGCAUAGAGGGGAUGUGCGGACUCAACCGGAGCAAGCCGACGCCGCACUUGAGCAGAGAGGCGGGGAGGUCGGCGGGUUGAGGGAAGCCGUGACGAAACUAGUGGAACUCCCCGGGUCCACGUACCAGUCGUGGGACCCCACGUGGCGCGUGGAGAGCUUUGAUGAAGCCCGCCAAGGUGCGGCGAGGCAGUUGAAGGCGCGCAGCGAGAGCCGGGGUCCUGAGACUGAGGACGAACACCCUGGGCGCCGGCGGCUUGGUGCAGGUGAAGCUGCGCCUCAGUCAGACCCAGACGAGGAUCGAAGGAAUGCAUUUAGCGGAGAGGUCGAACGCCUGUGUGAUGGGGCCGCGCGUGGCGCCGCCGGGACGGAGACGGCUGAAACGGCGGCCUGCCAGCCACUAGUGGGUGACGCGUCCCCACGCGCGGGCGACUGUCCCGAGCAGCCUCGGGCGUUGAGCGUGCUCCUGGCUGCGCCUCUGUACCGCAAGCAGUCUGUGCGGGACAGAUGCUUCGGUAAGAAGAAACACACGCACAACAGCCAGCACCGACCCACGGAGAGCCGUCUGCCACUGCCAGAGCAAGGGGGCCUAUCCUAUCACCCGCGGUCUCAAGGCGCCCUCGGGGGUCCGCGGCUGUCCGCUGCUUAUCCAGCUGAUCGAUGGCCUCCACUCGAGGUGGUGAAGUCGCUGGACGGUCUGCGACGCGCCGCGGCCUUCUCAGGGCCGUGGCGGCCCGGCGCGUCGCCUUCGGCCUCACCCCACGGAAGCGUUCACCUUCCCUUCGACGUGCUAGUUUACGGACACAAAGGCGUAGUCGUCGCUGAAAGCAGCCGCGUCAGCGGCGCUGCUGUCCUCCUCUGCGGAGGCACCGGCCCUGUAAAGGUGGAAGGCAAAGUCACAGCGCGCGCUCGAGGGUGCAAACCUGGAGAGGGGCCAGGGGCCGGAAGCCGAAACCCGGCGGCACCCCCGCAGCCGCCAGCGGAUGUGUCGCGUUCAUUGGCGUCGGCGGCUGGCGAGCGGAAUGCAGAUCCUUCAUCGCCCGCCGCCGCUGGCGUGCGCGACAAUCGGGGGGACGCUGUGCCAUCUGACCCAGAGACGGUGCUGGAUGCGUUGUCGUCGCCGCCGUCGCCCACUGUGGCAUCUUCGUCGCCCGCGUUCUGCGGGGCUGGUGGCGGCGGGCAUGUGGGGCGAGGCGGCGAUGGUGUCGACCCUCGCACGGGGCGUCUCUGCGUGGGGACGGGGGGACGCUCGUACGACAUCGUGGCGAAUGCGCUUCCCGCCUCCGGGGCUCAGGCGCAGGCCAGAGCUCUCAGUCAGGCGGCAAUGGCCUCGGAGUCACAGAGAGGGCGCACGAGUCCUCAGAGUCCGUCAGGCCAUGGCUCAGGUGCUGGGAAAGGCGGUCCAGAGGCAAGGGCGGCAGUAGGCCUGCGGCGCAGAGACACCGAAGAGGUGGUUGCUUCAUCGCUAUCGGGAGAGAACAAUGGAAUGGGAGCGUCCCGGAAUUCGUCGGGUGAGCAAACCGCUGAGGCGGCUGCCGCAUCCGAACACGACAUUGAUAAAACCUCGCAGACGGCUGGGGACACGAAUGUGUCCUCGGGUUCGUCGGCAGCUACAGGCGCGACGGAUGAGGCCACCGGAGCGCCAUCUCCCCACGCGCACCCUGGAAGCCCAAUUAUUCCAGCAGAGCGCUUGCUCACGCGACUCCCCACAACCAGUGCCUCGGGCGGUGGAGGGGACCCGCGGCGUUCAGGGGCCGGAGGAGGCCUCGUUUGGCUGGAAGGAUUCGAAGUCGAGGUGAGCGGAGUUGUCGAGGUCGACGGUGCGGACGCCGAAGCGAUGCAAGACGUGCCUGUGGACGACGCGGUGCGGCGCGCUCUAAUUGAGGAGGAGCAGGCCAAGAAACUGGAACAGGCGCAUGGGGCUGCAGAGCCAGAGGGACGCGAGGCCAGUGCGAUAAGAGAGCAAGACCUGGCCUACGCCGGUUACCGUCAGUGGCAAGCCUUAGCCCUCCCUGCUGCGAUUAGAGAUGUGCUGGCAUACGAACUCACGAUGGGGAUGGUGGGCGUGCUGCCGAUGCAUGGAGCCGCAAGACGUGAUCAAGGCAGCGCGGCCGAAGAAGGCGUAGACAUCGUGAGACGGCGCGGUACGCAGAAGAGGGGACUGGAGGGACUUCGCAACUGGCCAUUAAAAAGCGAUGCAGAAGACAUCGAGGACUUGAUGCCUGACGGCAAGGCGGGGGAUAGUCGACACCCGGGGAGCGUGGAACGCAGCGGGACCUGGCUUCCUGCUUUCCCAGCGGGUCGCCGUGACGCCUACCAGGGCAUUCACUCGGCGAGUGAACUACCGGGCUGGAGCCUCUCUGGUUUUGCUGGGUCAUUUCUAAGCAAGGACGAAGACAUGACCUCGGAGCCAGAAUCAGCUUCGCGGGGAGCUCCGCGACGGCAGGCUUUUGCAGAUAACGACUUGGGGCAGCAGGUCAGCGGCGCGCCGGGGUUGAGAAACAACGAGGUGACGGAUGAUGGCGCUUCGCUUACGAGCCAAGCCGGUCACCUGCCGUACGACAGCUCAUCGAAAGUCUCUGUGGCAGCGUCGCUCUCUGGCGAUCCCCUGAGAGUUCCAAGGCAUCCGAAUCCGGGUGGGGCGGGCAACUAUAUUGGCGUCGACUUGAGGAUGCCAAGGGACUUCACCUCUAUCAGCCUACCAAGCGACGAGCAGCCCCUCGUAGAGAAGCGAAGAGAGAAAAAGGAAGAGCGCAGCGCAGCUGCAGCGUACCUCGCGACGGCACUCGUUGAUCCGAGCCAGGCGGGGCAAGGUGGAGGUGCAGGUGGGAGUAUCAUCGUCAGGACUUACGCGCUCAAGGGCUCUGGCCUCCUCUCAGCCCGCGGCGGAAAAGGCGGACGGUGUACUGGCGGUGGCGGCGGAGGGGGGGUCGUGGGCAUCGAAUGGCUAGCAGAGCGUUCCUUUGCAACACCGGAAAGAGGAGGGCGCGGUCGACUGCCGAGCGAGGAAAUCGAACACAUAGAGAACUCAGCGAAGGCGGUAGGCAAUGGCGACCAGGGCAGACGACUCGGCGACUGUUUGCAGCAAGACGCCCCUGUGUUGACAGUUGUGAACUGCACCCCGAUACCGGCAUCUGGUCACAACAUCGACGAGGGAGAAGCGGCUCGGCAUGAGCUAAGUGUCCAGAGACAAACCGUGGACGACUCUGAGUCAAAGCAGAGCACGGGCUCUCCCAGGUCGCCACCAGGCCCGGCGAGCCCGUGCACCGCAUGCGCCUCUGAGGCAGCAUCCUCGCAGCCCUCUCGCGCAGCACAAGGCACUGACGCCGCGCAUCAACGUGUGCAUGCUGUGAACGAUACACAGCCCCAGCAACUGUCCAUAGAUCCGCUCUCGGGUGAUGAGUCCAACUCGAGCACAGGCCCUGCCCCCAAAGCGUACCAUGGAAUGCGCACAGCAGCAUUCCUUGGGUCGCCUAUUCUAGCGCCCUUGCUGGAGCCAUCCGCCAGCGAACUAGGCGACGAGAUUUUGUGGCUGUCUCGAAUGCACUCAUCUCCGUUUCCGGUUGCUGCGCUGGCCGAUGCGCUCGCCAAAUACCCCUUGCAGUUUGCAGGCAUGUUUACGGGGCGUGUAGACGUGUCGGGGGGUGCCUCGGACGACUCGCAGGUUUGUGAGCUCUUACAGCUUCCAGCCGGGCAGAAAGGAUUUGGCGGACAAGUUGUCGCACUACCAUCCUCCGUCGGAGACCCAACCUCAUGCCCUGCGGGGCGUGCAGGCUGGCAGUGCGUCCCCUGCCCCCUAGGGUAUUUCCAUUCUCCUGGGGAGGGGUUCUGCCGCGCAUGCACCAACAAGCCUGAAGAGACUGCGGUGUACGUUGAUGCGCCGUGGCUUGGUGGUGGAUCGACCACGAGUCGUCACUGUCCCUACGCCUGCCUUCCUGGCCUGCCUGACGUCACAGUCAAUCCUCGGUGCCUGCCACCUUUUCUCUUUCUCCUGGAGACGUUCCGCACGCACGCCUUCGGAUUUGGCUUGCUCUUUGGCGUCCUCUUCCUUGCCGUAGCGUUUCUGGUAAAGUUGGCUCAGCUGCUGGAUUGGCGGUAUGAGCCGUCUGUUCAGUUCGAGGUGACCCCGCGGCUGGAAGGCCCACUGUCUGUCGACUUGCACCUGAACAACCCGGCAGCAAGCUCGCUGGCAGGCGAGCCAAUGUUCGAAAGCAAAUUAAUUUCAGCUCCGAUCCGUCAAAGACAGGCGCGGUCUAGUCUCGUCCGCUCUUGCCAGUCUCCGGGAGGCGGGGUCGUUCCGGAGAGCGGGACCGGGGCUUCGCCCUUGAGCGCAGCUGCACUUGGUUCAUCGACAUCGGCGUUGCUACGUAAAACCAUCCAAGAGCGCCGGAGUGUUAGGAUGUCUCGGCCGUAUCUGACGAUGGAGGACCUGCCGUAUCAUGUCCAGCGGAUUAUCCUGUUCGGCUCAAAUACUCCAGUGGACCCCUGGGGCCUCGACGCGGUCCCACCUCCUUUCUUGGCGCCCCUCGUUGUCCCCGAGCACUACGCAGCCUUUGCGUGCCACGUCAACGCCUUGUGUUCGUAUACACGUGGCUUUGUCUUCGCGUACAGUGUCCUUAGAGCAGUCUACCUCCCGGCUGCUGCUCUGCUCCUGGAGGCUGCCAGGCGGCGGCAUGCAUCCCAGCUUAUCUCCUUUAUUCUCUCGCUUGACAAUACGGCGUCUCGACGUGAUGGACCGCGGCAUGCGUUUUCUCGACGCACCUCGGCGUAUCAGUCCCCGUUUGCAUUCUGGAGAUCCAUCCGAGCCCGGGAACUGUCCUUCGGGAUCAAGGUUACCGUCAGUCCGUGUCUGGGUGUAUGUUGCUUAGACGUGCUGGACUUCGAUAGGAACCCUUUUGAUUUUCACCUGUACCCUCACAGCCCCAUGGUCAUCCUUCCAACCGAUACGCGGAUGCUGUCUCCGCAAGCGCCGGGAGCUGAGCGACACGCCAACGCCUCCCCGUCUCCUGCCUCAUCGAGAUCCGCAAGCACCAGCCCCCGUUCCCGCAGGCGUAGAGGCGCUCGAGGAUUUUUCGCCAACUGUCGAUGGAGGGCGUUCUGGAGAGGGUUUACCGACGAAGGAGUCUCUGAAGCGGGCCCCGAAGGCGGAAAAGCCCCAUGUGACGAGCUGGUGUUCUCCGGAGGCAGGCGGCACCGGCGCGGCGAGCAGGCGGAGAACACCGGCAGAUGGAGAGGCACGGGAGGAAACAGAGGUCGGAACUCAGGACGGAGAGGAGGCAGUCCUUUUGUUGAAGCUCUGCAGCAGAUUGUGGGAAGGGGGACGAUUCAGAGCACCCGGGGGUGCCUUGCCCUAUCCGUGGCAGUACGAUAUGCCUGCCCGCGAUCGCUGCAGCCAUCGGCUAUCGGGGUCUACGCUUCAUCCACGCCAAGAGCAAGAAGAAUCUCACUCGCAUGGACACCUCUCGCACUGGGGGGAGGUCUUCCUGACGAAGGCGACGAAUUCCUCCUGUGGCGUCUGUCGCCUGGUGUAGCAGCGGUUUUCGAGCUUCAGGACGGUAUUCGAAAGUUGAGCACCCAGUUCCUGCUCCCCCACCGUCUAAAAGCGUCACUCUGCAUUUUUCCUAUCGAGGGAUUUGUAACGACAGGCGACAGAUGCCAGCGACUCGCGCACCUACCCUCGGAAGCCGUAGGCCCGCAGAAGUUUGAUGCCAUUCAGGCUGCUCCACCUGGCAGGAAUACCGCAACAUCGAACACUGUCUCCGGGAACCGCUGUGGAGCUGUUUCGGUUUUCCUCGCCGCGGCCGACCGAUUCGCGAGGCCGUGCGCUCUCAGUCCCUACUCCACCUCGACGUUACGCGUGCCUUGGUUGCAUCAAGAAGACGCAUGGGCGGAUGGGUUUGUCGCUCCACUGGAGAGUGACGAGAGCUCGGCGGACGGCCGAAAACGACUGCCGGCACGAUCGCGUAUCCCGUUAUGCGGGAGGCCGGCAUCGACAGCGCUGACCUGCACCACGGGUGAACGGGCAUCGCAUCACAGGAAUGUCGGCAAGCCAGAGACCUUCGGAAGUAACUCGGUUCCAGCGGGUUCGGCGAGCUUUGAGGAGCGGGCUUCGCCGUUCUCUGCUCGCGAUCGCUCGUUACCCGGAACCGCGCGACGGCUGGGUUACGCCGGGAGUGCAGGAAGUCGUUCGAGAGAGUCGUUUGAUUCUCCUGGGUCGGGAAGCAUCCCAGACUCGAGAGUGUGUAGCCCGCCUCCGCCUUUCACAGCCAGCGUGAACCUUGCAGGGCAAGAAAGCGCCCGCCGCGUACGUUCGGGGUUCGCAGGCCUUGCACGGCUAUUGUCAUUCACUUCCUCGGGGUCAUCAUCGUCGCCACCCGGAAGCUGCCUCGAGUCGUCUGGGAGCCCCACUGGGUCGCAGGCCCCGUAUCCCUUGUCUGUCACAUCACCACCGCCCUACCAGGGAGGGCAAACCGAGCCCCUCUUUACGGCAGACUACAGCCCAGGUCCACUAGGCGCUGCCGCCACAAGUCAACUCACGCCUGCUAGCAUGGCCCAUUAUAAGCCUGUGUCAAAGUACAGAGAAUUCCCGGAAAUAGCCUAUGUCGCUGGAGACACAAACGUGAGUUCGCCGCAUUCGCCUAUGUCAUGGCUGCCUUCAUGGGUUUCCUCGAGUGCGCCAGCAUCGAGCUCUCAAUCGCAGUCACACGCGGAGCCUUCGCUAAUGGCGGCACCGGACUCUUAUCCUGUACAUGCUGCUGCUGGAUACUUGAAAACCCCUGACGAGCCUUCCUGGGGUAGCACAGGCCGUCUGCGAGUUCGGCGGCUGCGCCAGAAUGUGAUGGCUCUUGUUAUUACUGAACUGCCUCCGGCGCCUCUCCCGUCCCAUGGAUCGGCAUCCGGCGAUGCUGCAGCUACGCGCGAGGACGUGGGAUUGCCAACUCUUCCCUCCCUUGCAGCGCCACCGUCAGCAGCAGCUCUGACGUCCCCUCUGGAUCCAUCGCGCCUCCAUCCGCUCAACGUCUCCGCUGCUUCGUAUGUGUCUCCGUCGUCCCAGCGUCCUGGCGCGGGAGGACGCGUCGCCCGAGACGGGUCACGCUUGAGCCCGACGCCAUCAUUCUCGUUGGUUGGGCGUUUUGACCGAUACGCCGGCACCGGCACUGCUUCUGGGGGCAGCGGGCACGGGCAGAGUCCAUCUCCGUUUUCCGGAUGCUACACUGAAGAGCAAGGCAGCAGGCAAAUGUCAUCUCCGCAUGACACAGGCGAAGUUGUAAUGCUACCGUUACUGAGUGAGACAUCAGUCAGCUCGAGCACUGAGGGUUUUGGCGAUCCACCCCAGGUGCCGGACUCACCCCGCGGAUACGCCGCGACUGCUGGAAACGAAAGCGACUCUCUGGAUGCAAGCCCGUGCUCGUCACCACGUGGGACUCAAAGGCGGAAACUUCCACCGACAGUUCAUACGGGGACAGCCGUUGCGGCUCUAAAGGGCAGGCAAGUAUUGGUGCCUGGCGGACUACGCUGUGACACGUCAGGCACCCCGCAGGCGGUGACGUCGCCGGACGUCUUGCACGGCGAACAGUCACAUGACAGAGAAUGUGCGAAGGUGGGCGUUGCUCCACUGGCGCAUGUCCCAGCACCUGGUCUGCCAGAUGUAAGGGACACAGAGGCUGGCGGUCACCGUGAAACGAGCGGGCAUUGGACGACUGUUAUGGUCGAGCGCCAACCAUGGCCAUCCGCGGUCCGCGAUGUGUCGCAGUCCGCCACACGUAACUGCGGGACUCGCAGGCAUAUGUACGAGAGGUUACCAGGGCGCAACGGCAUGGGCGCAGCGGCCACGGGAACAGCGGUUGCCGCUGCAGCGAUUGGCGAGCUGAGGCGACGUUUACUACAAAGUCUGGGAGGCACUCAGGCCGUGUCAUAUCCUGCACCGUCAUCUGGGGUGCCUCGUGAUGGCACCACAGUGCCUGCGCCGGUCCACGAGGCACUACGCCGGACAGAACGCGCUUCCUAUGCCGGGCUUUGUGACCUGCGCCACGCGGAGAGCUGGACGGAGUGUCUACGCGCCGCAGUGGGAGUCGAUCGAGAAGGUGUUAAUGGCGACGAGCGGAGCCACAGAGGGGCAAGUGAGGCAGGAGACCCCACAUUCGCGUUUCUCCCGUACAUAGAAGAAGAGACGUCGAGCGAGAACGCCUGGCUACCGCUGGGCCGAUGGAUAGAAAGGGCAGCGUCCGCAGCUCAGAGGAGAGUCUGGAAGCGCGGACAGACAAAUGCGAUUUCAACGAUUCUCUUUGCCACCUUCACGAGCCUCUUUAUCCUUCACGGGGUUGCCACAUUGGUUCAAUACCACACGAUGUACCACGCCUCACAUCCACCGUCGUCUCCUUUCUCAAUCUCUUCUCGGAGUGCCGCCAUCCCGCCGCUUCUCUCACCGGACGCCCCAGCGCCUCUGCCAUUCCACGUCCCGUCCACACUAAGCGCCGCUUCGAUUCAAUCAAUUCCCGUACCUUUUCCAGAUAGACUGCACCUUUUGGUGGCGACGCUUUGCCCCCCGUUCGUAGAGGUGUUCGCCAUCAUAACGGGCAUCCUCUUCAUGAUCCGGGGGAAUCCACAGCAGGGUAAACUGUUCCUCAUGUCCCUUCUGGCGUCGGUACCGCGGCAUCUAAUCGGCUGUGCGCUGCGUGUCUGGGAGCGGCCACAGUACAAUUUCAUCAUCCUCGAUCUGCUAGAGCUGGUCUUUUUUCUAUGUCUGAAGACUGCACUCUUGGUGGCAGGAGGCAUGUGCCUGGCCGACGUUCAACACCAACUGGAGACAGCAGAUGACGUUUCACCCGACGGAGUGGAGUCUAUCGUUUUGGUGAGCUCAUCAGCCGUGCGAUACGUAGUGAUAUUGAAGCAGCAUCAAAAUUCUGCACAUGCAGCCGGCCUCGUCUCCCCCGCUCUUAUUCUCCUUGAUGCGCAAAGAUUAUAA